UUGGUUGCCUCUCUCAGAAUUGUGUCUUCAGCAACAUCCCUACUUUUGAAGUUGCAGUAUUCAUCUGUACCAGGUUCUUAAUCAGUAGUAUUUUCUUCCUGGGAAGAGAAGAGGAACUUGUGGUUAAUUUCGUGGCCACACAGUAAAGGCCUCCCCACCUUCCCCCAGCACCUUCGCAAAAGGAAUCAUGGCUGCAGGGGUGGCAGCAUGGCUGCCCUUUGCUCGGGCAGCAGCCAUAGGCUGGAUGCCUGUGGCCACAGGACCCAUGCCAGCACCCCCCAGGCAAGAGAGGAAGAGGACUCAAGAUGCUCUCAUUGUCCUGAAUGUGAGUGGUACUCAGUUCCAGACGUGGCAGGAUACCCUGGAACGCUACCCAGACACAUUGUUGGGCAGCUCAGAGAGGGACUUCUUCUACCACCCUGAGACCCAGCAGUAUUUCUUUGACCGUGACCCUGACAUCUUCCGCCAUAUCCUGAACUUCUACCGUACUGGCAAGCUCCAUUACCCAAGACAAGAGUGCAUCUCUGCCUAUGAUGAAGAAUUGGCCUUCUUUGGUCUCAUCCCAGAGAUUAUUGGUGACUGCUGUUAUGAGGAAUAUAAGGACCGUAGGCGAGAGAAUGCAGAAAGACUACAGGAUGAUGCUGACAAUGAAAAUACAGGGGAAAGUGCUCUGCCUUCAAUGACUGCCAGGCAGAGGGUCUGGAGGGCCUUUGAGAACCCCCAUACCAGUACCAUGGCCCUGGUAUUUUACUAUGUCACUGGGUUCUUUAUUGCUGUCUCAGUCAUUGCUAAUGUUGUGGAGACAGUGCCAUGUGGCUCGAGUCCUGGCCACAUCAAGGAGCUGCCAUGUGGUGAACGCUAUGCUGUGGCAUUCUUCUGCCUGGACACAGCCUGUGUUAUGAUAUUCACUGUUGAGUACCUAUUACGUCUGGCUGCGGCACCCAGCCGCUAUCGUUUUGUACGCAGUGUCAUGAGCAUUAUAGACGUGGUGGCCAUCCUGCCUUAUUACAUAGGCCUAGUGAUGACUGACAAUGAGGAUGUUAGCGGGGCCUUUGUCACACUGCGGGUCUUCCGAGUCUUCCGGAUCUUUAAGUUUUCCCGCCACUCCCAGGGCCUUCGGAUCCUGGGCUACACGCUCAAGAGUUGUGCUUCAGAGUUGGGGUUCCUGCUCUUCUCUCUCACCAUGGCUAUCAUCAUCUUUGCUACUGUCAUGUUCUAUGCAGAGAAGGGGUCUUCAGCCAGCAAAUUCACCAGCAUUCCUGCUGCUUUCUGGUAUACCAUCGUCACCAUGACAACACUAGGGUAG
Molecule: messenger RNA, 1306 nt
Organism: Trichosurus vulpecula (common brushtail)
Lineage: Eukaryota; Metazoa; Chordata; Mammalia; Diprotodontia; Phalangeridae
Product: potassium voltage-gated channel subfamily D member 2
Exons: 1
Coding region: 188-1306 (372 amino acids)
Biological process (GO): potassium ion transmembrane transport; protein homooligomerization
Cellular component (GO): membrane; voltage-gated potassium channel complex
Molecular function (GO): A-type (transient outward) potassium channel activity; voltage-gated monoatomic ion channel activity involved in regulation of postsynaptic membrane potential; protein binding
Source: RefSeq, a predicted model, not a curated record